CAUCCUAUACUACUGCGGGACUUUGGCGUCAAUGAAGAAAAUAAGGAUCCACAUUCUUCAUGCUAUAGGAGUGUGAUCAUAAAUACUAGUAAAGAAAUGCCCGCUGAUUUUAAGGAUAAACGUGUCGUUAUUGUUGGAUGUGGAAAUAGUGCUAUGGAUAUUUCGGUGGAAUUAUCAGAGACUGCAUCGUCGCAAGUUUAUAUUUGUGUUCGUCGAGAACCUAAAAUAGAACCAUCGAAUUGCCAUCCGACAAUGAAGACCAAUUUUUACGAACGCCUCUCAACAGGAACACUUAUUGUUAAACCAAACAUUGCACAAUUGAACGAAGAUGGUUCUAUCGAAUUCAUGGAUGGAACUAAAGUUGAGAACGUCGACGUAGUAAUCUAUGCUACAGGAUAUCAAAUCGAAUUCCCAUUUUUAGAUAGGGACAUUGUCUGUGAUAAAGAAGUUUUGAAAGAAUUUGACGAAGAAUAUAGAGAGAAUUUGGUUUGGUUGUAUAAAAGAAUGUUUCCACCGAAAUAUCCUAAUAUUGCCUUUAUUGGCUUGGUUCAGCUGAUAGGUCCGAUAUUUCCAUUGGCCGAGAUGCAAGCACGUUAUGUUACAAGUUUAAUUCGCGGUUACAUACCACCGCAUCCUUCAAUCCCCGAAAUGCACAAAGAAAUUCGAGAACGUCAAGAGUUUUUACAAAAAAGUUUUUAUAUAGCAGCAAGACAUACAAUUCAAGGCUACUAUCUUCCAGAAUUAGAUUAUUUAGGCUGUUAUCCACACCCAUUGCAAAUAAUAAGAAAAUAUGGAUUUUCUUUAUAUUUGAAAAUUUUAUUUGGAGUUCCUAACUCUUUUCAAUAUCGUUUAGUGGGACGGCAAUCUUGGGACGGCGCGGACGACGCAAUUAAAGUUUACAACGGUUGUGAACCAUCUAAGAUAAAAAAAUCAUAA
This is a messenger RNA of Dentiscutata erythropus, 936 nucleotides long. NCBI's taxonomy places the organism in Eukaryota, Fungi, Glomeromycota, Glomeromycetes, Diversisporales, Gigasporaceae. The record is from the annotation of a GenBank genome assembly.